This is a messenger RNA of Chinchilla lanigera (long-tailed chinchilla), 3071 nucleotides long. It is a transcript of the gene Rasgef1a, whose product is annotated as RasGEF domain family, member 1A. The record is from RefSeq and is a predicted model, not a curated record. Bases 133 to 1647 code for a protein of 504 amino acids. NCBI's taxonomy places the organism in Eukaryota, Metazoa, Chordata, Mammalia, Rodentia, Chinchillidae. The transcript is spliced from 13 exons. Gene Ontology annotation, cellular component: plasma membrane. Gene Ontology annotation, molecular function: guanyl-nucleotide exchange factor activity. Gene Ontology annotation, biological process: positive regulation of GTPase activity; Ras protein signal transduction.
AGGCCUGGCCUCUCCGCGGUGCUAGGAGCUCCCCAUUUUCCACCCAGGCCCCCGCACCUGCCCCCACGCGGGCGUCCACUCUGCUCAGGCGCCCUCCGCAGAGGCUCAGGUCCCCCAGCAGGGUGCGGGCAGAUGCGGGCCACGGGCGCCCUCAAGGAAACUAUGCCCCAGACAUCUGUGGUCUUCUCCAGCAUCCUCGGGCCCAGCGGUAGCGGACAGGCACAGCCCGGCAUGGGGGAGCGGGGCAGCAGUGCUGGUGGUGCUGGGGACCUCAUCUUCCAAGAUGGACGUCUUGUCUCUGGGUCCCUGGAGGCCUUGAUGGAGCACCUGGUCCCCACUGUAGACUACUACCCUGAUAGGACAUUCAUCUUCACUUUCCUGCUGACCUCCCGUGUCUUCAUGCCCCCACAUGACCUGCUGGCCCGUGUUGGGCAGAUCUGCCUGGAGCAGAGGCAGCAGCUGGAAGCUGGGCCCGAGAAGGCCAAGCUGAAGUCCUUCUCCGCCAAGAUCGUGCAGCUCCUGAAGGAGUGGACAGAGGCCUUCCCCUACGACUUCCAGGACGAGAAGGCCCUGGGCGAGCUCAAGGCCAUCGCGCACCGUGUCACCCAGUGCGAUGAGGAGAAUGGCACAGUGAAGAAGGCCAUCGCACAGAUGAUCCAGAGCCUGCUGCUAUCCCUGGCCGCCCGGAGCCAGCUUCAGGAGCUUCGGGAGAAGCUGCGGCUGCCGGCUGUGGACAAGGGACCUGUGCUGAAGGCCAAACCGCCGGCAGCACAGAAGGACAUCCUGGGCGUGUGCUGUGACCCCCUGGUGCUGGCCCAGCAGCUGACCCAUAUCGAGCUGGAGAGGGUCAGCAGCAUUCACCCUGAGGACCUGAUGCAGAUCAUCAGCCACACAGAUUCUUUGGACAACCACCACAGGCCAGGGUCCUCUGGAUCUGUGACCUGCCUUGUCCCCCAGUGCCGAGGAGAUGUGGCCAAGACCUACAGCCUAGAGGCCUAUGACAGUUGGUUCAACUGCCUGAGCAUGCUGGUGGCCACCGAGGUAUGCCGGGUGGUGAAGAAGAAGCACCGGACCCGCAUGCUGGAGUUCUUCAUUGACGUGGCCCGCGAGUGCUUCAACAUCGGGAACUUCAACUCUAUGAUGGCCAUCAUCUCUGGCAUGAACCUCAGUCCUGUGGCACGGCUGAAGAAAACGUGGUCCAAAGUGAAGACAGCCAAGUUUGAUGUCCUGGAGCACCACAUGGACCCAUCCAGCAACUUCUGCAACUACCGCACGGCCCUGCAGGGUGCCACGCAGCGGUCCCAGACGGCCAACAGCAGCCGCGAGAAGAUCGUCAUCCCUGUGUUCAACCUCUUUGUCAAGGACAUCUACUUCCUGCACAAAAUCCACACCAACCACCUGCCCAACGGACACAUCAACUUCAAGAAGUUCUGGGAGAUCUCCAGGCAGAUCCACGAGUUCAUGACCUGGACGCAGGUGGAGUGCCCCUUUGAGAAGGACAAGAAGAUUCAGAGCUACCUGCUCACCGCGCCCAUCUACAGUGAGGAAGCUCUCUUCAUCGCCUCCUUUGAGAGUGAAGGCCCCGAGAACCACAUGGAGAAGGACAGCUGGAAGGCCCUCAGGACCACACUCCUUCACAGAGCCUGAGUGGGAUGCGCCUGCGCCUGUGGACGCCGCGACGCUCACGCAUGCGCUGCGCUGUCAUGGCGGAUGUGGGUUGAGACCGGGAGGCCUCACUGGUUGGGGUCCAUUUUGUACAUAACUUUUAUGAAAAAGAAAAUGGUAAUUAUUUCAUGCAUCAACCUUUGGCACUUACAAAGAUUUUUGUUUAUUUUGAGUAACAGGGCAGGGCCCUGCUUUGGGGAGGGGUGGGAAAGAGUAUCAAGGGAGAUGGUAUCCAUGAUAGCAUCUUCUAACGAAAUGUAGAGUUUUAUUUUCUACUUUUGAUUAUGAACAUCUUAUGAGAAAAUAUUUAGAAAACCCAACCAAAAGCAGCAGCGUGAGCCCUGCCUGCUCGGACACCUUCCCAGCCAGUCUCUGAUGUCGGGUUAGUGCCUUAGAGGGUACUGGGGUCCGGUCUUCCUGCUCGAGCCCUGCCCUGGGCAGCGGCUCCUGGGGAGGGGCUGGGGCGGCCGGAGGGCGGCGAGCCUUCGAUGCGGGCUUUCCAAAGUUUACAUUUUCAUUUUACUUUAUCAGGGAUUUAGGGGUCAGGGAGGGCAAGGGGGUGGCCUGGCAGUGUGUUUUCUGUAAGACCAAGUCUUACAGAUGGAUCUUUAAUUGCAUUUUCGAAAAGAACAAAUGUAAAAUAACAGGGAUUGCUGGCCUUCUGGUAGGGCUUGUAACUGAAAAACACCCUGAGCUGUCCUGAGGCGAUCACAGAGUGGACAGGGGGACGGUGCCAUCCAAAGCUGCUCCCGAAACCCCACACAGAGGGACGAGGAGCCCCGUGGGUGUGCGUGCGGUGCCCGACGCCCCCUUGCACAGAAUUGAACCUGGAAGAUCGCCAGGCAGGUCCACUGGAGCCCUUUCCACAAAACUGCCCAACUGGGAUGGGGCCGCACACCGGAGUGGGUGUCACCCACAUCCCACGUCAACCUCCCGGCACAAACCCUGGGCCUUACUGACCGGGUCGGUGGUGCGGUAGGCCACACCGACGGUCUCCCUCGGGGCGCCUCGCCCUGCCCUCUCUGGGCUCCAGGGGCCUGAGCCGCACCGUGCCCGGUGUCUGCACUUUCCUGCCCGAGGGACGGAUUGCACAGGACAGUGCGUACUGCUCUGUUUACGCUUUGGGAUAAGAAAGGCUGAAAUUGAGAAUAUAUAUUUGGAUACAAAGUUAGAACAUUUCCCAUGUGUUGAGGAGCCUUCAUGUCAGUGUGCGCUUGGUCUCAGUUCUAGUACUUGAAACAGUGUUCACGUUUGCUACUUUCCUUUCCUGGUUUGAUACCUAGCCUAAAUUCAAUGUUUUGGUAUCUUGAGGUGAUCUCUGAGUAUAAAGCUGUACCAUAAUGCAGGAUGUCAGUUUUGGUGUGAUUGGUCAUACUUGCAUCAAUAAAAGAAUAUGUCGUCCCCCA